Molecule: messenger RNA, 174 nt
Organism: Penicillium soppii
Lineage: Eukaryota; Fungi; Ascomycota; Eurotiomycetes; Eurotiales; Aspergillaceae
Exons: 1
Coding region: 1-174 (57 amino acids)
Source: RefSeq, a predicted model, not a curated record
AUGCUAGACCAUAAGGAAUCGAAGUAUGAUAUCGGUAAUAAGACGAUUAAGAGACUUACCGACGACUUUACUUCUAAGGUGCCAGACCAAGUUUUCAGUCUAGCUAAAGUUUUAUCGUUUCUAUUAGAGCAGAAAACUUCGCCUUUUAGUGCUGUUACUAGUGUUAAAAACUAG